AUUCGAGUCACUCCUGGGAGAUUCAGCAGUCAGUAGCAGCCCAACGAAGCUGGAAGGAUUUCGGUGAAUUGUGAGUCCGUGAGGAAGACUAAAGGAAAAACCAAUAGUGAAAGUUGAACCAUCCAAAGGCUAAAACCAUUUCUCAGUUUUACUUGUAAAAAGUGAGAAUUUAGUGAAAAUGUUGGGUGAACCAUCGAUGCCAAUGGCAUUUUCCUGGGGCGGUGCCUCGGCCACUGUCAGCAAUUUGACCGUAGUCGAUAAGGUCACCCCGGAUAUGCUGCACCUGAUCGAUCCACAUUGGUACCAAUUUCCACCGCUAAACCCACUGUGGUAUUCCAUUCUUGGAUUUGCCAUCUUCGUGCUGGGCUGCACGUCUGUGAUCGGAAAUGCCUGCGUGAUGUACAUCUUUAUGACCACCAAGUCGUUGCGUACGCCCUCAAACAUGCUCGUGAUCAACCUGGCGUUCUCUGACUUCCUGAUGAUGUUCACCAUGUCACCUCCGAUGGUCAUCAACAGCUACAACGAAACCUGGACCUUUGGACCUCUGAUGUGCCAAGUGUACGCCCUGUUGGGAUCACUUUUCGGCUGUGUCUCGAUCUGGACCAUGUGCGUAAUCGCCUUUGAGCGUUACAACGUCAUCGUUAAGGGUCUCUCGGCGAAGCCGAUGACCUCGAACAGCUGCCUGGUGAAAAUCUUCCUAGUUUGGGUCAACUCCCUCUUCUGGACCAUCACACCGAUGUUCGGAUGGGGACGUUACGUGCCCGAGGGCAACAUGACCGCCUGCGGAACCGACUACCUCAGCCAGGACAUCAUCAGUCGCUCGUACAUCAUUGCUUACUCGUUCUUCGUCUACUGGCUGCCGUUGGCUUUGAUCAUCUACUCAUAUGCAUUCAUCCUGAAGGCCGUGGCAGCCCACGAGAAGAACAUGCGCGAUCAGGCCAAGAAGAUGAACGUGGCCACUCUGCGCUCAUCGGACGCCGCUAAACAGAAUGCCGAAAUCAAGCUGGCCAAGGUCGCCCUCGUUACCAUCUCGCUGUGGUUCAUGGCCUGGACACCGUACCUGGUGAUUAACUAUGCUGGCAUCUUCAAGACUGCUCCCAUCAGUCCGCUGGCCACCAUCUGGGGAUCGCUGUUUGCCAAGGCCAAUGCCGUCUACAAUCCAAUCGUGUACGGUAUCAGCCAUCCGAAGUACCGGGCAGCGCUCUACAAACGGUUCCCCUCGUUGGCCUGCACCUCCGACAAUACCCUUGGCGAUGAACAAUCGGUUAACUCUGGAGCUACCGUUGCAUCGGACUCGAACAACAACGCCUAACUCAACUCGUUCCGCUCUCAAUCGUCAACACAAUAACGCAUCGGAAAUAAUCGGGACAAGCUGUACGCGGGAGGACAAGACUUGGCGCAGCGAUAUACCUCAUCAUGGAUGCACCAUAACAAACUCAUCUAUAACUAGUAGCAAUCAUUAUCUCCAAACUACAGAAUUGCUCGAUGUUCCGAUGUGACGGUAGUAGUUUGUAGAAAUAAAAUAGUAAUUUAUUUAUGAUACAUGAACUGAA
Molecule: messenger RNA, 1553 nt
Organism: Uranotaenia lowii
Lineage: Eukaryota; Metazoa; Arthropoda; Insecta; Diptera; Culicidae
Product: rhodopsin-like
Exons: 2
Coding region: 179-1312 (377 amino acids)
Biological process (GO): phototransduction; visual perception; G protein-coupled receptor signaling pathway
Cellular component (GO): membrane
Molecular function (GO): G protein-coupled receptor activity
Source: RefSeq, a predicted model, not a curated record